GCUUUUUCAUCCAUUCCUUAUAUAAUGCAUUUAAACCCUCAAAGCUAAACAUAGCACAUAAACCCACAAUCCAAUUUCCUCAAAAAUCCACAAACACCUCCAAGAGAGUUUAUCAGCACUCACAGCACAACAAUGCUAGAUCCAGCCACUGAGUUAGUGCCACCACCAUCCUCACCCACAAUCUCUUCCAUUUCCUCCUCUGAUCUUGACACUGAGUCCACUGGAUCAUUCUUCCAUGACAGAAGCACCACAUUGGGGACUCUUAUGGGAGUGAACUUCCCAACCAUUGCAUUCAGAGUCCCAUCACAGCACCGAGACCCACAUUCCGCCGCCGCCGCUGCCGGCCUCGCAGAAAGGACCGCCGGAGCUGCCAAGAAGAAGAAAAGGGUGGGCACCGCCGUCACGGCGGCAGUGGCGGAGAGGCGGCGGCGAUGGUGGCAGAUUUGCCGGGACGACGACGCGGGGCCGGCUUCGCUCGGCGAGUUUCUGGAAGUGGAGCGGCGGUUCGGCGACGGCGCGUUCUACGGCACGGCGGCGGAGCUUGAGGGAAUGGUCGCCGGCCAUCACCAGAGGAACGGAAGCAGGGUGCUCUUCGCCGACGGGAGGGUUCUUCCACCGAUGGCCGAUGUCGACGACGGACUACCGGCGGCGGAAAGCCUCUGUAAUAGGUUUCCGGUUUCACUCGCCGGAAUUUGCAGCGGCGGUGCAGCUUAG
Molecule: messenger RNA, 714 nt
Organism: Abrus precatorius (Indian licorice)
Lineage: Eukaryota; Viridiplantae; Streptophyta; Magnoliopsida; Fabales; Fabaceae
Exons: 2
Coding region: 133-714 (193 amino acids)
Source: RefSeq, a predicted model, not a curated record